Molecule: messenger RNA, 1017 nt
Organism: Phaeodactylum tricornutum CCAP 1055/1
Lineage: Eukaryota; Bacillariophyta; Bacillariophyceae; Surirellales; Neidiaceae
Exons: 1
Coding region: 1-918 (305 amino acids)
Biological process (GO): regulation of membrane lipid distribution; membrane assembly; plasma membrane organization
Cellular component (GO): plasma membrane
Source: RefSeq, a predicted model, not a curated record
AUGUGCAAAUCCGAUGCAACAACGAUCACGCGCAAGCCACUACAGUUCCUUUUUUCAUUGGACUCAUUCUCCUCCAAAGAUGGCUAUCCCCCGUCGUACAUGUCCUUCGCCUUAACGUGCGCUUUAGUGGUCGGGUUUCUGGUUGGGACGGAAUUGAUUGCCCGUGAGAUCUUAUUUUCUUUCAAAGAGAGUCAUCCGCUUCUGGCGGUGGAAGUCAACCGUCUCAUUCUUGCCCGUCACAUUGGUGUCGACACGCUCAGUUGUGGAAUCUGUGCCUGGCUUGGAUGGAAUGCUCGACACUUGUGUUCUGGUAUUUUCAGCGCAGUACGCGGCGAUACUAGCCACGUCCCCGUCGCAGCCUUUGAUGCCCGCAUGUUCACAUAUCAUCCGGCAGGCUUCCGAAUAUCGCUCUUUUUCUUUGCCUACCAAAUCAAGAAUCUUUACGAUACGAUUGCUUGGAAUGAUGGACCAGAGUUUAUUUUUCAUCACAUCUUUAGCUUGAUAACAGCCUGGGGUGCUUUGUAUCCUUCGAGUGGACACAUCUAUACCAUCUUCUUCUUUGGUUUGAGCGAAAUCUCGACGGCCGUUCUCUGUUUAUUGGCCAACUUUGACGACAUUCACGGUGUGCCUGGUCUCGGCGAAGCCUUUCCCAUCAUAAAGGUUGCCGUUGGUGCCGCCUUUGUGGUACUCUUUAUUCUCUGCCGUUGCAUUCUAUGGCCCAUCUUUUCUUAUUACUUUUGUCGGGACGUUCUAACGGCUCUGCGGGCCACACCGAACGAUCCUCGCACGAAUGCACGCAGAGGUUGGCUCAAAUUCUUUUUGGUAGCCUUGUCCGGCCUUUCCGUCUUGCAAGUGGCUUGGUUGGGUCAAAUUUUUGUCAUUGCACAAGAAGAAUUGGGCAAGGCAGGAUUCUUGUAGGACGAAAAGAAGAUCGCACGUGAAAUACAUCGGUUUGCUUUGGAGUUGGAAUGAAAUUUAUCCCUUUUGCUAAUCAUAUGCGCAUUGCUGCAGCCGUUU